Eurytemora carolleeae is the source of this 1470-nucleotide messenger RNA. RefSeq names its product LIM/homeobox protein Lhx1. The transcript has a single exon. Gene Ontology annotation, cellular component: nucleus. The record is from RefSeq and is a predicted model, not a curated record. Lineage: Eukaryota; Metazoa; Arthropoda; Copepoda; Calanoida; Temoridae. The coding region runs from base 5 to 1285 and encodes 426 amino acids. Gene Ontology annotation, molecular function: DNA-binding transcription factor activity, RNA polymerase II-specific; RNA polymerase II transcription regulatory region sequence-specific DNA binding. Gene Ontology annotation, biological process: neuron differentiation; regulation of transcription by RNA polymerase II.
GGAUAUGAUGGUGAGACCGGCGGGAGCGGCAGUGCGGCGCCCCGACCCUCCGCGCAUUUCCAGAGUGGAUUUCACCGUGGAAGGACACAGUGCAGGCAGUCCAGUGGAUUAUCCCUUAAGAAUGCCUGAUAUGGAGAUUUGUGCGGAGUGUCAUAGACACAUAGAGGAUCAAUACGUUCUUAGAGUAGGGGACAGUUCACUUCAUCAAGAGUGUUUAAAGUGUGCAAGCUGUAGAACACCGCUAACAGAUUCUUGUUUUUCUAAAUUUGGACAGUUUUAUUGUAGACAAGACUUUUAUAGAAUGUUCGGACCCCGAUGUGCAUCUUGUCAACUAGUGUUCACGGAGACAGACAAGGCUAGAAAAAUAGGAGAAUCUCUUUUUCAUACUCAUUGUUUUACAUGCAGAGAUUGCUCUGCUAAUCUGACAGAGGGAGACAAGGUGGGUUGUGAUCACAGAGGAAAUUUGUUCUGUGAGAUAGAUUACAUCAAACAUAGCAACAGUUCAGAAACUAGUUCAGACGACACCAGCCAGUACUUUGAUCUGGACAACAGUAACACACGGGGUAGUGACGAGCUGACCGUAAAGCGUGAGUCCCAAACUCCAGACUUAAACAACUCCGACGAUGAUGCUGAUUCUAAGAUGGAUGGUGAGAUUGGGAAGGAUGGGAAGAGACGAGGCCCAAGGACCACCAUUAAAGCCAAACAGCUUGAAGUGUUAAAAACUUGCUUUGAUCAGAAUCCGAAACCGACAAGACAAGUGCGGGAACAAUUAGCUAAAGAGACAGGGUUACCCAUGCGUGUGAUCCAAGUCUGGUUCCAGAAUAAGCGGAGUAAACAGAAGAGAAUAAACCAAAUGCAGUUUAUAACUGGUCACCGAUUCCCGCCGCACAUGGGCAUGCCCUUCCCGCCGCAUCCCUGGGGACCGCCGGGUCAUUGUUUCCCUCCGGGAGGAAUGCCGGGAGAAUUCCCACCUCCACCCCAUAUGUUCCCUCCGAACUUUGAUCCCUCCUGCGGUCCCCCUGGACCCCCUCAUCAUGAGUAUAGUCCCUAUCCUCCCUACUCUGGUCCAGAUUAUCAUGAUCAAAGUGGACGCAUGUCUGAAUCUCCCAACCAUUGUUAUCCAUCUCCACCGACCCAAUCUAGUGAUUUCCAAGGGGUGGACUACCCCUCUCCCCGGGAGUACCCCCCUGAGCCCUGCUAUCCCUCCCCGCCCCUGGAUUUCUCCUGCCCCCCUGACUACCAUGAAGAGGAUGUCAGGAUAAAACAAGAACUAUCUACACACUAGAACCCUCAUAACCUAUACCCUGUUAGGCAAAUAGUACAGGCUGUUCAUCAAAAUUAAUCCCAACAUUUUUCUUGAACACCCUGUAGUUGCAAAUUGCUGUUCCUAUGUGUCAUUCUCUGUUGUCUGUGAUAAAUAAUUGCUGAAAAUAAUUUAACUUAUAUGAAUUUAAUAAAGAAUUAAUGUGA